CACUUCCAUCCACUUUAUCCACCACCCCAAUGCCACAUAAUCUUGACUGGCCUGGGUUUAUAUCAUAGCUGACUGAAGUUGGAAAAUCUGGACCCUGAGAGAAUUGAUAUUUAAACCCUUCCUUCCUCUUCCCUCUAUCUAUCUAUCUACAUACCACAUUCUAUACCCACUAUUAACCUACCUAAAACUACCUACCUACCUACAUCCUUCAAAGCAAUAAAAGAAAGGAAUUAAAGAAAAUGUCCGCCCCCAACCCCGGCCGCCAAUCCCCCUCUCCCGAGCGCCAAUCCGGCGCCCAGCAACAAGACCCUCCCUCGCAGGGCAAAGCCCAGCCUCAAUAUGCGCCGCCCGAACACGACGUCCAGGACCAGGCGGCCCAGACGGCGAAUUUGUCGAGUAACCCCAAGCAUCCGUUGGAGGAUAUAGAGAGUGCGAAGUUUUCGAAGGGGGGUGUGGCUUAACCUAGCCUUUCUUUCUAUUUCUUCUUCUGGAAGAUAUUUAGGGAUGGGGGUAAAGAAUUGGGAAGUGAAAUAAAUGAAUGUAUUUAUGAU
Messenger RNA from Aspergillus neoniger CBS 115656, 551 nucleotides. RefSeq lists its product as uncharacterized. The record is from RefSeq and is a predicted model, not a curated record. The transcript is spliced from 2 exons. The coding region runs from base 240 to 461 and encodes 73 amino acids. Lineage: Eukaryota; Fungi; Ascomycota; Eurotiomycetes; Eurotiales; Aspergillaceae.